Molecule: messenger RNA, 4807 nt
Organism: Amphiprion ocellaris (clown anemonefish)
Lineage: Eukaryota; Metazoa; Chordata; Actinopteri; Pomacentridae
Product: immunoglobulin superfamily member 22
Exons: 26
Molecular function (GO): protein binding
Source: RefSeq, a predicted model, not a curated record
AUGGGGGAGAAAUCCAGAUUCAAACCAGGUUCAGAUCUUAACAUCAUCAUUAUGGCAGCCGAGCUUCUCCAGGUCGCUGGAGGCAGAAUGGAGCAGCAUAUGUCAGAGAUGCAGAUGUCUUCUUCCACCUUGACCUCGUCCAUGAGCUCCAGCAAGUUCAGAAAAGUGGUUCAGAGCUUGUCGAAGACCACAGACGAGCACUCCGGUGUGGAGCAUAAAACCUCAGCUGCAGUGGAGUCCUUCAGCCAGGUUCAGAAACCCCCCGAUAUUCCAGAUUUUGAGGAGAAGCUACGCCCCAUCACAGCCAGAUUAAGAGACUUGUGGAAGAUAGCCUGUCACAGUAACAAGGCAGUGUUUAAGAUAAAGGUGACAGGGAAUCCUCAGCCCAGUGUUAGCUGGGAGCAGGACAACGGAAGCCCACUGCCUGAUGCCACUACAUCUUUCUAUGACAACAUUACCAAUCAACAUAUACUUAAGUUUAAAAACCUGAGCCUGGAGGAUGCGGAUGUCUACAAGUGCAUUGCCUCCAACAAGCAUGGAGAAGCCACCUUCUCUGUUUCCCUCACCGUUACAGAAAAUCCGGCGAUGGACUUCAAAAAGAUGCUGAAGAAACGAGCUCCGCUUGUGGAGAAGAAAGAGGAGAAGAAGCCACCUACAGAGGAGGAGAUGUUAAAGAUCCUGGCUGGAGCUGACAGGAAGGACUACGAGAGGAUCUGUGCCGAGUACGGCUUCACCAACUUCAGAGGCAUCCUCAAGAAGCUGAAGGAGAUGAAGAAGAAAGCGGAGGUGGAGAUGGUGCGUGUGCUGAAGCCUCUGGAAGACAUCAGUGUCAGAGCUGACAGCAACGUCGUCUUUGACACCAUCCUGGAACUGAAGGAUCCAAACAUCAGGAUGCACUGGUUCCUGGGUGCAGAGCUGCUGAGAAUCCAGUACUCUCAAGGGAAAUACGAAGUGAAACAGAUGGGAACCAAACACAUGUUAUGCAUCUCUAGUGUGGGCCUCAGUGACAUGGGCACCUACAGUCUGCAGGUUGGAGACAAGAGACUGUCAGCCCAGCUUAACGUCAUAGAUGAACCUCUUAAAUUCUUGUCUGACUUCAAGCCGAAGAAAGUGACGGAGCGACAGACUGCUGCGUUUGAGGUCCGUCUUUCCAAGAAGACAGAUGCACCUCUCGUCUGGAAGGUAAAAGGAAAGGAAGUAAAAAGAGACGAAAAGUUUGAUGUGUCUCUGUCUGAAGAUGGUCUGACCUACACCUUGAAGAUUAAAGAUGUGAAAGUCAGUGACACCGGAGAUUACACCAUCAGCAUCAGAGACCUCACCGCCACAGUGCCUCUCUUCAUUGAACGGAUUCCCAUCAAGUUCACCAGCAGCUUGAAGAAUGUCCGUGUGCAGGAGAGAGGCAACGCUCGCCUGGAGUGUGAGAUGAGCUCCAAGGACGUGCACCUUCGCUGGCUGACGGAUGGGCGUGAUAUCACAGGAGAUCAUCGCUACGUCUUCAUGCGGGAGGGAAAGAGGGCAGAGGUCAUCCUGGAGGACUGUCACCUGGCAGAUGAAGGACAAUACUCUGUAAUCUGCACUCAGGACAAUGAUGAACAGCAAUACGUCACUUCUGCUAAUCUCACUGUAGAUGAGCGCUUUGCCUCAGUGAAGAGUGGUAUGUCGGAUGCUCAGUGUGCCACAGGCUCUCCUGCAGAGCUGUGUGUCGUCCUUGAUGAUGUGAAGGUGGAUGGAGUUUGGCUGAAGGAUGGAGUGGAGAUCUCUCAGCUGAGCGGGGUUCAGGUGGGGAAACAAGGAGCCAUCCACAAACUCAUCUUUUCUGGUGUGACUGAGUCUCACGAGGGCAAGUACACCUUCAGAGCCAAAGGAGCAGAGAGUGAGGCUGUGCUCAGCAUUGCAGACCCUCCAGAGAUUGAUCCCUCUGUUCUGGACUUGUUGGGGACCCAACCUGUGACUGUAAAGGCAGGCCAGACAGCCACCAUUAAGAUCCCCUUCAAGGGCAAACCGCCUCCAAAGGUCACCUGGUGAAAGGACAGAGUGGAGGUGAUGGAGGAUGAGAGGACGAAGGUGGAGCGGACAGCUGAUGGAACCUCGCUGGUGCUGAACAGAUGUGUGCGAGAAGACAGCUGCGCAAUUAUGCUCCGUCUAAAGAGUGACUGUGGUACUGCUGUCGCCAACCUGCAGCUCAGUGUGAUCGACCAUCCAAAGCUUCCUCAGGGGAAAGUUGAGUUUCCUGAGCCGUCAGGAAGAUGUAUCAGGAUGAAGUGGAAGGCUCCUCGUGACAACGGUGGUAAACAGGUGACCAGCUUCAUGAUUGAAAGGCGUCCAGCAGGUAAGAAGUCCUGGACCAGGGUGGGAGAGGUGGACGGCAGCACCACCGUGUUCAGUGAUGGCAAAGUGGAAGAAGGCCAAGCGUACCAGUUUCGCAUCAGGGCUGUGAAUGCAGAGGGACUGAGUGAGCCUCUGGAGACAGAGGAGGUCCGUGCAGGAGAGCCCAUAGGUGAAAGAUCAUUCAAACUGCAGAUUAUCAUCAUCAGUGCUGACAUGAAUAUCAUACAUCUAGGUACAAAUGCCAGAAAGCUUAAAAGACAUGUGAGGUUCGACAUUUCCAACCCUGUAGAAGCUCCUGGUCUGGUGAGAAACCUCUGUGUGUCUGAUUCCACAAACUCCUCCAUUUCACUGAAGUGGACUCCUCCAGAGCAAGGAGACGAGCCCUCAGGUUACAUCCUGGAGCUCCGGCCUGAAGGAAUGAAAGAGUGGAUGAAAGCCACUAAGAUCCCCAUCAGUGGUGCUGCCUUCACGGUGGCAAGACUGCAGGAACGGAUGAAGUAUUACUUUCAUAUCUGGGCUGUUAAUGAAGGAGGGGUGGGAGAGCCUGUGGAGCUGUCGGAGGGUGUCUUGGCCAUGCCUCCACCUGCUGUACCCAGGUUUGAUCUCCAGGGAAAGCUGAAAAACUAUAUGGUUAUCCGAGCUGGAACAAAACUUUGCCUUAACCUCGGCUUCACUGCUUCACCUCCUCCUGUGCUGACCUGGUACAGGGACAACAUUCUCACUACAGGGAAAGAGGUCAUCACAAAGGGCAAGAACCACUCCCAGUUCCUAAUUUCUUCCUCUCGAUGAGCUGACUCAGGCAUCUACUGUGUUCACCUGAAGAAUGACUGUGGAGAGGCUUAUUAUGAUGUCAAUGUCAGGGUCUCAGACUUUCCUCGACCUCCAAAGAACCUCCUCCUGGAAGAGGAGGUCCCGGGUACGGUGACUCUGCAGUGGGAUCACACUCCAGACCUGGCUGACGACGAUGAUGGAGCUCAUUAUGUCAUCCUCAAACGAGACACAAGCACUGCCUCCUGGUUCACUGUGGCCGAGUCUGUCUUCAGCAGCAAGUACACUGUGACUGGACUUCUUCCAGGGAGAAAAUACUACUUCAGGGUCAUUGCACAGAACUCCAUCGGUGACAGCGAUCCCUUAGACUCAAAGGAACCCUUCAUCAUUGCCAAGGAGAAAAAGUGCAUCAGUAGCCUUCGGGUGAAGGAAUAUGCAUCACCACCACGUCAGGUGAAGCCUACUUUCCUGCUGCCGCUGAAGGACCAUGCUGUUUGUAGAGGACGUGACUGCACCAUGAGCUGUGCCUAUCAGGGACUACCAACACCACAGGCCUGCUGGUUUAAAGGGGAAUCCAAGAUCUCUGACUUCCCUCGGUUCUGGCACAGCACAGCCAGUGGAGUGUGUACGCUGGUCAUCCCCACAUGUGGAGCCACAGAUGGAGGAGAAUACACUCUGGUGCUGGAGAACCCUCCUGGCACAGCCAAGUGCUCCUGCAAACUGGUCAUAUAUGAUAAGGAUGACAAGGGUCUGCUGGAGAGCCUGACCAAUCAGGGAAACAAAGAGAAGCUUAUUUUGUAAAACGUCUGCAAGAACUGCAGAUGAGUCACUCCUUUCAUGCCUCAGUUAAUGUUGCCACUUGAAAUAAUUUAGGCGCUCGAUCCUUGAUUUUCUUUGAUUUCUGCUUGUAUUAGUUAAAAAAUGUGUUCUUCACCUCAUCCUUGCUUGUACUGUUGUUUUCUCAGCUCUGGUAAUACAUCAAAUGAACACAAGAGGUCAGACACGCUGCCAUUCUUGUGUCUUGCUUCAGGAGCAGAUUAAUGUUUGGUGUGUUGGGCAGAUUGUUUCUCAUUAGUCGGCUCAUUCAGCCAGAGAUUGUCCUCUCUAAGUCACAAAUGCUUUUCUCUAUAAAGAAAUGUGAAUUUCAUUUGUUUCUUUUUCUCCUGGAUUUCCACUUCUUCCCAAAUAACUCGCUUCACAAGACCUGCUGCAGACCACAUGCCUUAUAGAGUGUAAAAAAGAUUAAACGCCAGACUUAUUUGCUGUAACAGUGCACAGCUCACCGCAUCCACACAGCAAAUAGUCUGAGGAUGGUUUCCUGCCAAUCAUGCAACAAGUCAAAACCGAAAUCUCAUGUGUUUGAAUCCAGCUUUACACUGUGGCUGAUUUAAAAACAAGCCACAAAAAGUCAAUCUCACACAGACACAGGAAUUUUUAACUCUCCAUAACAUGCAGUGAGCCGCAACUGCAGUAAGAAGGACUCAUGAUCCUACUUUCCUGGUGUUUUUUGAGUACGACUAAAUUUGGAACUGAUGGAUAAAACCAUGAAAUUUCCCCAGUUGUUUACUUACAAUGAGGCAAUUGUUUUUUGUGCUGCAAGCUGCCUUAAAUGUUGUUUACUUGUGCAAAUUACUGAUUAUCUAAAUAUGGAAUUUGCAUACAUUUGCAGAACAGAAAUCUAAAAAAAAUGAAUAAAGCCAGCUUCAAAGUA